CGCUGCGCCAGGAGCCAUUGUGGCAAGGGCACUUCCGCAUUGCGUCUGCACCAGCGCGUCUCCUCGCAAAGUUGGGUGAUCCUCGGGUCCCGCUCAGCGCUCGGCUUGCGUCUCCGACAUGGAGGAAAUGCUCUCCUUCAGGGACGUGGCCAUUGAUUUCUCUGCAGAGGAGUGGGAAUGCCUAGGCCCCUCCCAGUGGAAUCUGUACAGGGAUGUGAUGCUGGAGAAUUACAGCAACCUUGUGUUCCUGGGUCUUGCUUUCUCUAAGCCAUACCUGGUCACGUUUUUAGAGCAAAGACAAGAGCCUUCAGAUGUGAAGAGACAAGAUGCUGCCACCAUGCACCCAGAUAUAAAACCAUAUAAAUGUAAGGAAUGUGGCAAAGCCUGUGAUUGGAACUCACUCCCUGAAAACCAGAGAAUUCAUCCAGAAGAGAAAGCCUACAUGUGUGAAGAAUGUGGUAAGACUUCUGUUCCUUGUUCAGUACUUUCUGAACAGCAGAUAAUUGAUACAAGAGAGAAAGCCUUCAAGUGUGAAGAAUGUGGCCAAGUCAUUUGCACUUGCUCAGGGCAUUCUAGCUACCAGAAAAUUUGCAUUGGAGAGAACCCAUACAAGUGUGAAGAAUGUGGAAAAGUGUUUUCCACUCAUUCAUGUCUUACUCAGCACGAGGUAGAACACACUGAACAGAAAUUCUAUAGCUGCGAAGAAUGUGGGAAACUGUUUCAUUGUCCUUCUCACCUCACAGAACAUCAAAGUGUUCAUUCCCAAGAAAAUUCCUUUAAGAUUGAAGUAUGUAGUGAGGUCUUUUGUUCUCCUGUAGAACUUUCUCAAGACCAAACAUUUUGUACUGAAGAGAAGCCCUACAAGUAUGAAGAAUGUGUUAAGGCCUUCAGUGCAUGCUCAGUGCUUUCUGAACACCCAGGAGUUCAUCCAGGAGAUGAAGCCUACAAGUGUGAAGAGUGUGGCAAUGCCUUUUGUGCUCUCCAUUCAGUAUCUAAACACCUGAAGAUUCAUUGUGAAGUGAAAUCCUAUAAGUGUGAAGAGUGUGGGAAAGCCUUUCCUAGUCAUCUUUCUCUGAUUCAGCACAAGAUAGGUCAUACUAGAGAGAAACCUUACCAAUGUGAGGAAUGUGGCAAAAUGUUUUACUGUUCUUCAAACCUUAAGCAACAUCAAAUAACUCAUUCUCAAGAGAAACCCUACAAGUGCGAAGUAUGUGGCAAGGUCUUUAGAACUUGCUGGCAACUUUCUAAACACCUGAGAAUCCACUCUGGAGAGAAACCAUACAAGUGUGAAGAAUGUGGCAAAGCCUUUUAUACUCUCUCAUACCUUACACAGCACAAGUUAGGUCACACCGGGGAGAAACCUUACAAAUGUGAGGAGUGUGGCAAAACCUUUUACUAUCCUUCAGUCCUUAAGGAACACCUAGCAAUCCAUUCUGGACAGAAACCAUACAGGUGUGAAGAAUGUGGCAAGGACUUCUGCACUCGCUCAGGACGUUCCAGACACCAGCGAAUUCAUACUGGAGAGAAACCUUACAAGUGUGAGCAAUGUGGGAAGGCCUUCUCUACUCAUUCAUACCUUUCUCAUCACAAGAUAGUUCACACUGGCCAUAAACCCUACAAGUGUGAGGAAUGUGGCAAAAAGUUUUACUACCCUUCUCGCCUUAAGGAGCAUCAAAGGAUUCAUUCUCAAGAGAAUCCCUACAAGUGUGAAAUAUGUGGCAAAGCCUUUUAUACUCACUCAUACUUUACUCAGCACAAGUUAGGUCACACCGGGGAGAAACCUUACAAAUGUGAGGAGUGUGGCAAAACCUUUUACUAUCCUUCAAUCCUUAGGGAACACCUAGCAAUCCAUUCUGGAAAGAAACCAUACAGGUGUGAAGAAUGUGGCAAGGACUUCUGCACUCGCUCAGGACGUUCCAGACACCAAAGAAUUCAUACUGGAGAGAAGCCCCACAAGUGUGAAGAGUGUGGGAAAGUUUUCUCUACUCAUUCAUACCUUUCUCAGCACAAGGUAGUUCACUCUGGAGAGAAACCCUACAAGUGUGAAGAAUGUGGCAAAAAGUUUUACUACCCUUCUCGCCUUAAGGAGCAUCAAAGGGUUCAUUCUCAAGAGAAUCCCUACAAGUGUGAAAUAUGUGGCAAUGUCUUUUGUACUCCCAAAGGGCUUUCUAAACACCAGAGAUUUCAUACUGGAGAGAAACCUUACAAGUGUGAAGAAUGUGGAAAAAUGUUUUACUACCCUUCUCGCCUUAAGGAACAUCAAAGGAUUCAUUCCCAAGAGAAUCCCUACAAGUGUGAAAUAUGUGGCAAAGCCUUUUAUACUCACUCAUACCUUACACAGCACAAGUUAGGUCACACCGGGGAGAAACCUUACAAAUGUGAGGAGUGUGGCAAAACCUUUUACUAUCCUUCAAUUCUUAAGGAACACCUAGCAGUUCAUUCUGGAAAGAAACCGUACAGGUGUGAAGAAUGUGGCAAGGACUUCUGCACUCGCUCAGGACGUUCCAGACACCAGCGAAUUCAUACUGGAGAGAAACCUUACAAGUGUGAGCAAUGUGGGAAGGCCUUCUCUACUCAUUCAUACCUUUCUCAGCACAAGGUAGUUCACUCUGGAGAGAAACCCUACAAGUGUGAGGAAUGUGGCAAAAUGUUUUACUACCCUUCUCGCCUUAAGGAACAUCAAAGGGUUCAUUCUCAAGAGAGUCCUUACAAGUGUGAAGUGUGUGGCAAAGUCUUUAGCGCUCACUUAGAACUUGCUGCACAUCUGAGUAUUCAUUCUGGAUAAAACCCUGCAGGUGUGAAGGAUAUGGAAAAGGCUUUAACUUAUCCAUCCUUACCUUGGGACAAAUUCUUGGAGAGGAAUCUUACUCAUGUGAGGAAUGUAGCAAAAUGUGUUAUGUUCUCCAAACCUUAAGGAACACCAGCUAACUCUUGCUGGAGGGAAAUCACAAGUGUGAGGACUGGAGGAAAGUCUUUUGUACUCAGAAUUUUCUGAAAAAGUCCACAAAUAUGGAAAAACUUCUGCUAAACUUUUUAACCUUACCCAGCACAAGCCUAUUCAUGGGAAAAUGCUGGAAAAGUUUUUACUCUUCAAUCCUUAAAAGAUCACAGAGUUCAUUUGCAAGAGAGACCCUGUAAGUAUGAGGGUUAUCAAAGCCUUUACAUAUCUUCAGGCCUUUUCAAACUCAAAUGAAUCUAUCGCAGAGAGAAGUCAAACCCUUGUGAACAAUGUGGCAAGGGCUUUAAUAAUCAACACUUUCUAGCCUCCAAAAAUAUUUAUACUGGGGAGAAACACUACAAAUGUGAACGAAUUGAUAAGGCUUUUAAAGGCUCUUCAUCUGUUAGCACAAAGGUAUUGGUACUGAAAAGAAACCUUACAAUGGUAAAGAAUAUUAUGAAGGUUUCGUUUAUCAUUCCGCCCUUGCUUAACAUCAGAGAAUUCACACUUGGGAUGAUCUCAACAAAUGUGCAGAAUAUAGCCAGGUGAUUAGCUAUAAUUUGUCAUUGCAUAAGCAUGAAAGAGUACUCUAGAAAGGCAAAGUAUGUGGCAAUGUCUUUAGCAGUUUUUCAUACUUUAAAUGUCCUCAGAGACUUCAUACUGGAAAGAAUCUACACAUAAAUAUAAUGUGUCACACACUUUAAUAUUUCAAAUCUCAGUCGACACCAAAGAUUUCCAUAAGCGUCAUUAUUCAACUUCACACCUCUGCAUUUUCUAGGGGAAUCUCAGCUGUGUGGUUACCUAGAUCUGAGUGGCUUAGGGAUGUGUCUAUGGAAUGUUGGAUGGAUACUGACUUAUGCCCAGUCCCACCCCUGGGCAGGUGGUCCUCAGUAAAUGAGAAUUCUGACCAAGCAGAAAUCCAAGGGAGCAAGCCAGUAAGCAGAAUUCCUCAGUGGCUUCUACUUUACUUUUUGCCUCAAGGUUUCUCCCUUUGGCUGAAUUGGCUGAUUAAUUCCUAAACUGGAAUAAACCCUUUCCUCUCCUAAGUUAUGUUUUAGUCAUGGCAUUUAUCACAGCAACAGGCAUCAAAGUCAGACAACAAUGGACAUGGAAGGCUUUUCAGUUUCUUUAUACCUUGAUUAUAAUCAGAGUUUAUACUGGGGAGAAUGUCACAAUGUCUUCUAGAGUGGAGAAUCAGACCCCUAGCAUCAGCUAAGAACAUCUGAGACCUAUAGCAGAGACUUUCCUUUGCUGUAAUCUACAAACCUAUUCUUUUAGACAAUGUUUUCAAGGUAUAUCAGUUGAUUGUUCUAACUAUAAAUGUUUCCAGAAAUUGUUACCAUGUUGUCAGACUAUACUUGGGUAACCUGAAUCUAGAUUCCUGAGCCAUGAUCUAUAUGGCGAUUUCUCCCUUGGGGUCCCCCAAUUGUGUAAGUAACCCUUUCCCUUUGGUCUGUAAAAGAAACCCAAUAAAUUCACUUUUCUCAUCAA
Phodopus roborovskii (desert hamster) is the source of this 4429-nucleotide messenger RNA. Its product is annotated as zinc finger protein 493. Lineage: Eukaryota; Metazoa; Chordata; Mammalia; Rodentia; Cricetidae. The coding region runs from base 119 to 2785 and encodes 888 amino acids. The record is from RefSeq and is a predicted model, not a curated record. The transcript has 4 exons. Gene Ontology annotation, molecular function: DNA-binding transcription repressor activity, RNA polymerase II-specific. Gene Ontology annotation, biological process: negative regulation of transcription by RNA polymerase II.